UUAUUAAAAUUAUUUACAUAAAAAAUUGUUUGUGAUUAUAAUAUUAGUAUUUUAAAGAUUAUGUUAUUAAAACUAUUCGUGACUAGUGUUCAUCUGUACUUAUGUCUCAUAUACAUACCUUCCUUUUUAUUGUAGAAUUUCUUAAUUACUAAUUUAAAAACAAUUUUUAGAUAUGUGAAUUGACUUUUCUUUUUCAAAAUGUACCGUGCAAUUGAAAAAUUCGCAUUUUUGUGUUUAUUUCAUCCCCCGUUAAUCAUCUUUGAGACUUUGUUCCGGCAACAAUGGAAUUUGCAAACGGCGUGUGAGUCAUAUACGACCCAUAUCUGUUUUUGAACCGCAAUACCAUCGCAGCCGGCGCAAGAGCUUUGUCCAGAAUAGCAUUAUCGCUCGUAAAGAAGAAGUAACUACAAGAGGAACGCGGUUCUCCCCGUGCACGGCCAGAUCAUCGCGGAAGGAUACGUAGGUGGUUACCAAAGGAUCUGGUAAGGUACCAGGAGAACAGACAGUCGCUACGUAGCGAGAAUGGAAAGGAGAAAGGGAGAAAAGAGAAUCUGGGCAGACCGGGCCACAAGCGAAUGCGGCGAGUAAAUGCGGCAACGGGGAAAAGAGGGAAACACAGGGAGAAGGAACGGGACAGAGAAAAAGAGAUUCAUGGUGGGGUUGAUGCAGCUGAAGCACGUGGGCCUUGCUUCGUGUGUCUCGUUCGGUAGUGCUCUCAGUAGUGCUCUCAGCUGCCCGUGGAGGAUCUCACAUCCGGAUAUCCGUCGAGCGUGUCGCGAUCGCCUUAACGUGUCCACCGCGGCCGUUGAGGAUGUGACAGCUCGUACAGUUGUUGUCAGAACUUCGCGCAAUCAUCAUAAGCCUCUGAAGAAUUGAACGAUGAUUCUAAAGAUACUAUUGGCGAGCUUGCUUAUCGCAGCCACGACGAGCUCGGUUUUAUCAUCGUCGGAGGAUAAUCAUCGAGUACCAUCGCGCAACCACAAAAUUGACCAAUUUGUUUGGCCCGUCUGGAAUCGCGAUAGAUUGCCUUAUGCUAGGCACGACCGUCCUGAUGACGAACGCGUCGUCCGAGAGACAACCACUACUACGCGAAGUCCAUGGACAUCGCGACCACAGGUUUCCACAACGAGAUCACCACAACAGAUAAAUUCGGCAUCGAGACACAUUGACCAACGGAUGCUGGAGCAAAAGUUUAAUGGUGCUGUGGCAAUGGCGAAGACCAAUGGCGGUACCAGGGCGAUAGCGUACGCGGGUUAUCACGGCAAUCAUCGGCACCAGCCAAGAGAGAUGAGCACGCAGAGCUUUCAACCGAUUACCACAACCGUCCCCACGUACACCAGACAUCAUUCGGGGAGGCGAGUAUGUACUAGACAAGCUCCCAUAGUUUCUCAUCAUCAUCGGGGAAGACAAAUUAGAUUAGUAUACACUGAGAUGACUUCUGGUUUCUUUUGCUGUCCGGGAUGGUCACAGGUUACUCAUUUGAGUUUUGGUUGUAAUAAGCCUACGUGUUCUUCACCGUGUUUGAAUGGUGGAAUUUGUACAUCGCCCGGUAAAUGCAUGUGUCCCAAGGGAUACACUGGCAAUCAAUGCCAAACAGAUGUGGAUGAAUGCGUUAUAGAAAAACCAUGCGGACAACUUUGCACAAAUCUUCCUGGUAGAUAUCGAUGUCAUUGUAGAGUCGGAUUUCAACUUCAACAGGAUAGCCACUCUUGUCGAAAAAAUGACACAGACGAAAGUGCUUUUGAAGCACGCGAUUUGCAGACUGAUUUUCAUGAUGUGUCAGUAACAAAGGAUCCGACAACUUUUCAUGAUACAGAAAAUGAGGUCAGCGAUGAUGACCAAGAUUACGAAGUCAUCUUAAAGAGACUGAUCAAAUUGGAAAAGCAAGUAGCCAGAAACAGAAAGAGAGAUACAGAGGCUUCCGAGAUGAACACCAAAGUUACACUGGCGGUCGAAAGUGUUAAUGAAAUGAAGAGAACCGUCGAGAAUGUGCAAUUGAUGCAACAAGAAGUAUACGAUAUGAGGAGCAAAAUGAGACAAUAUGAGGCAGAAAUGAGAAAAAUACAUCACCUGAUGAAUCGCGUUGCUGAAUUAGAAAAUCGUCUGAGAGUACGUUGCAUACCAAUAAAUCGUGAAUUAUUAAACUUUCAGUGCUGCUAAAGUAUCAUGCUGAAAUUAUUAUCAAUAGAAUUUAAUACUAAUAACGAACAGUAGUAAUACUAUACUAUUGUACUCUCACAUUAGUAGUAAAUAGCAUUACCACUAUUUUAAUAGUAGUGGUAAUACUUUUAUCAAGAACUUUUUACAUUCUUAGAAUAUGUGGAGAUGACAAAUAAUACCUUUAAAUUAGAGAUAUAUUUAUGUAAAAGAAAUUAAUGUACAUUAAAAAAAAUUUUCUUUACUGGUUUUUAAACAACGAAACGGUAUUAGUCAUUUUAGUUUAACUGAAGUUGAACUUCAGCACCCCAAGGUGCUGACAGUAGUAGUCAUAAGAUUCACGUGGAGUUGUGUCCGUCGUGAAGCAUCACUGCCAUCAUUUAGCAUUUGUUAUAUUUUCAAGUUAAUAAUAGUAAUAUAGUACAAUUUAAAUAUUAUAAUUAUUUGUGUAUGCAGUUUUAUAAUAAAAUAAAGUUUCUGCUUUUGUAUUGUUAUAUUAAUUUAGAUUUUAAAGGUGGAAGCAAUUGUAUAACAUUGUAUAACAUACUAAUAUAUAUUUAUAUAAACUAAUCAGUAUAAUUAAUGGUAUAAUCUAUAAUAUUUGUUUAAAAAAAGAUUGAAGAGAUAAAAUCAGUUUUUUAAAUAAAAACUACAUAGAGACGUAAGUUUAUUGAAAUUAAUGAUGAAGAAUAA
This is a messenger RNA of Monomorium pharaonis (pharaoh ant), 2850 nucleotides long. RefSeq lists its product as uncharacterized. The record is from RefSeq and is a predicted model, not a curated record. Lineage: Eukaryota; Metazoa; Arthropoda; Insecta; Hymenoptera; Formicidae. Gene Ontology annotation, biological process: anatomical structure development. Gene Ontology annotation, cellular component: cell surface; extracellular region. Gene Ontology annotation, molecular function: signaling receptor binding; calcium ion binding.